Molecule: messenger RNA, 1183 nt
Organism: Mollisia scopiformis
Lineage: Eukaryota; Fungi; Ascomycota; Leotiomycetes; Helotiales; Mollisiaceae
Product: proline iminopeptidase
Exons: 3
Coding region: 206-1069 (287 amino acids)
Biological process (GO): proteolysis
Molecular function (GO): peptidase activity
Source: RefSeq, a predicted model, not a curated record
CCAGAUCUAGAUAUGAGGCGUGUAAAAUUGCGGUGGAUUUGUCAGCUUAAUAAUUGAAACUGUGAAGCUCGAAAGGUAAGAAUGUGGCCCAAUUUCUCCUCAUACUCAUAUAUCUGUUCAAAAACCAGAAUAGCCGUUACAAACUAUCUUUCAUUCAUCGCCAUCUCGCAGAGUAAUCUGAAAGUCAAAGUCAAGGCAAUCAAAAAUGGCAGGAAUCCAGACUUCCACUGUUCAAAUGGACGAUGGAGUCCAUCUGCAUGUCAAACUAAUGGGAAAUGAUGAAAAAAGACCGAAACCACUCCUCAUCGCAGUCCAUGCCGCUCCGGGCCUCGUUACGCUAGCAGAACCCGAAGCUGCUUUUGCCUUCCUUUCGGAUAACUUCCGAGUCCUAGUAUUUGAUGGUCGAGGAAGUGGUGAGUCCGAUAUCACGGGAUCAUACACUCAUGAUCGCUGGAUCAGGGAUAUUGACAACUUGAGGCGCUGGGCAGGGGCAGAAAAGUUUGUUCUUGCAGGACACUCCUACGGAGGUACGAUCUGCCUCGACUAUGCCGUUCGACACGGUGACAGAUUAUCCGGCUUGAUACUUCGAAACACUUGGACACACGGAAUCCAAUUGAUGAUGACGGCACUAGCAGCUGUUUUGACAGAUCCGAGGCUCAAGGUUGAUGUUGCACGUCAACUCAGAGUGUGGACAGGUGCUUUGCGAGACGAUCGUGACUACGAGGAAGCAAUGCCGGAGAUCUUGCCAAUUUACUCUCCACCGGGGGAUAGUUCGAGCCAAAUGCUGCAAUUUGCAGCAUACCACUCAGCCACGCAGAAUUUUGCUUUCAACCAUAACAUGCCACGCUUCGAUGUACGACAUCAACUUAAGGAUAUCAAGGUUCCUACGUUGGUCAUUGUUGGACGUCAUGACCUCAUUACACCGGUGGUAUUCAGUGAAGAGAUAGCAAGGAGUAUUCCAGAUUCAAGUUUGGCAAUCUUCGAGCAUUCAGGGCAUAACCCAGCUGGCGACGAGUCACAGAAGUUCCAAAAGACAGUAUUAGAGUUUUUAACAACUUCAGUUCUGUAAUUGGUGAAGUAUGAUAACGACUGAAGCUCAACCUCGGCACAGGGGACAGAGGGCAUAUAGCACCAAAACUUGUUCGGGCACUUGCCGGUCUUUCUCAAUGUAAACCUUUUAAAG